Mauremys mutica (yellowpond turtle) is the source of this 5388-nucleotide messenger RNA. RefSeq names its product adducin 1 (gene ADD1). Gene Ontology annotation, molecular function: actin filament binding. The record is from RefSeq and is a predicted model, not a curated record. The coding region runs from base 446 to 3142 and encodes 898 amino acids. The transcript has 20 exons. Gene Ontology annotation, cellular component: adherens junction; focal adhesion; plasma membrane. Lineage: Eukaryota; Metazoa; Chordata; Testudines; Geoemydidae. Gene Ontology annotation, biological process: barbed-end actin filament capping; positive regulation of adherens junction organization; positive regulation of establishment of endothelial barrier.
GCUGAAAGAUUGUGAAAUCUAUUAGAGAGAAAAUCUACAGGGGAAAAAACAGUCAGCAGGGGUGUCCUAUUUAUGACUAAGAUCAAAGGAUUAAUCUGGUAUAUCAGGGAAUGCGCAGGUUCCUCUGCUGAGGAAACCAGUGGUUGAGCAUGAUUUUUAAAGCCCAGUAGGGAGAGAGCCUCUGACUACUACUAUGCAGGCACAAACAAGAACUGGCAGUGGAAGGUUAGUGGAGACAAGAAAACCAUAUUAUCAGAAGAGGAAGUGGGAAACAGGACCUGUGCAAAGCCUGCUCAGCUUGGAAGCCUGAGAAGGAGCUGAUCAAGGAGCCAGAGGAAAGUAGGAGGCUGGGAUUGGGAAGAAUCCAGGGGCCUGGACGGUGGAGGUUAGACUUGUUAAACAAAUUAUUCACUUGGCUUCGAGAUAGGACACUUAAAAUUCUGCUAUGAAUGGUGAUUCCAGUGCAACGGUGGUGACUUCACCACCCCCAACAACAGCGCCUCACAAAGAAAGGUAUUUUGAUCGAGUUGAUGAAAAUAACCCCGAGUACUUGAGAGAGAGGAAUAUGGCUCCUGACCUGCGCCAAGAUUUCAACAUGAUGGAACAAAAGAAGAGAGUCUCCAUGAUUCUGCAAAGCCCAGCUUUUUGUGAAGAAUUGGAAUCCAUGAUCCAGGAACAGUUUAAGAAAGGAAAAAACCCAACAGGCUUGUUGGCUUUACAGCAGAUUGCAGAUUUCAUGACAACAAAUAUACCAAAUGUCUACCCAGCGGCACCACAAGGUGGAAUGGCUGCAUUAAACAUGAGUCUUGGUAUGGUGACACCAGUGAAUGACCUUAGAGGGUCGGAUUCCAUUGCUUAUGAGAAAGGGGAGAAGUUAUUGCGAUGUAAAUUAGCAGCUUUCUACAGACUAGCAGAUCUCUUCGGGUGGUCUCAGCUUAUUUACAAUCAUAUAACAGCCAGAGUAAGUUCUGAGCAGGAGCACUUCCUGAUUGUACCUUUUGGACUUCUUUACAGUGAGGUUUCUGCAUCCAGUUUGGUUAAAAUCAAUAUUCAAGGAGAUAUAGUUGAUCGUGGAAGCACUAACCUUGGAGUAAACCAAGCUGGUUUUACGUUGCACUCUGCAAUUUAUGCCGCUCGACCUGACGUUAAAUGCAUUGUUCAUAUCCAUACACCAGCAGGGGCAGCGGUUUCUGCAAUGAAGUGUGGUCUUUUGCCAAUUUCACCAGAAGCACUCUCUCUUGGAGAAGUGGCCUAUCAUGACUACCAUGGUAUUCUGGUUGAUGAUGAAGAAAAAGUGUUAAUUCAGAAAAAUUUGGGACCUAAAAGCAAGGUCCUUAUUCUCAGAAACCAUGGCUUGGUAUCAGUUGGGGAGACCGUUGAAGAGGCUUUCUACUAUAUUCAUAAUCUAGUAGUUGCCUGUGAGAUUCAAGUACGUACUCUGGCCAGUGCAGGUGGGCCGGACAACUUAGUGCUGUUAGACCCUGGGAAAUACAAAGCCAAAUCUCGUUCUCCUGAGUCUCCAGCAGCUGAGGGUACUGUAUCCCAUCCAAAAUGGCAGAUUGGAGAGCAGGAGUUUGAAGCCCUUAUGCGAAUGCUUGAUAAUCUGGGUUACAGAACUGGCUACCCCUAUCGAUGCCCUGCUCUGAGAGAGAGAUCUAAAAAAUACAGUGAUGUUGAGAUUCCUGCUAGUGUCACAGGUUACUCCUUUGCUAGUGAUGGUGACUCAGGCACUUGCUCCCCUCUCAGACACAGUUUUCAGAAACAGCAGCGAGAGAAGACAAGGUGGCUGAACUCUGGCCGAGGGGAUGAUGCUUCUGAAGAAGGGCAGAAUGGCAGCAGUCCCAAGUCGAAGACUAAGUGGACUAAAGAGGAUGGACAUAGAACUGCCACCUCUGCUGUCCCUAACCUGUUUGUUCCAUUGAACACUAACCCAAAGGAGGUCCAAGAAAUGAGGAACAAGAUCCGAGAGCAAAACUUACAGGAUAUUAAAACCGCUGGUCCUCAGUCACAGGUUCUUUGUGGGGUAGUAGUGGACAGGAGUCUUGUACAGGAUGCUCCCCUCUCAGACUGUACGGAAACUAUUGAAGGGCUCGAUCUCACAGAGCAGGCCUUUAGUCCAGCUAAAUCUCUCUCUGUUAGAAAGGGAGAACUGGUGACUGCAUCGAAGGCAAUAAUUGAGAAGGAAUAUCAGCCACGAGUUAUAGUGAGCACAGCAGGACCAAACCCCUUCAAUAAACUCACUGAUCGAGAACUGGAAGAGUAUCGCAAAGAAGUGGAAAGGAAGCAGAAAGGUUCUGAAGAUAAGCUAUCAAAAUAUGGAGAGACUGUGGUAUUGAGACAGAAACCAGCUGGGAAGCCAAAUGUUUUACUUAAAAGUCACAGCUACAGGGAGCAAAAUUCUUCUGGGAAAAAACCUCUGGAGUUGCAAAGUAGGUCAAAAACCUUUCAAGGAGCAGUGAAAGAAGCAGAUCUGACGACUUUGCAGACUCAUGAAGGAUCAACACUAUCUAAAUCUUUAGAUAAUUCUGAGUUCUCUGCUGCACAAGUUUCUUGUCAGACCAUGCAGCAAAUCAUCACAAAUCUUAAUCAGGAGGAGCCAGAUGAGCAGAGGUCUCCACACAAGGAAUUUCACACAGCAGUCAUCAAAGCAUUAAGUUCCAAUCCUGACCUUUUGGCUGAGGCCUCAGAAGCUUCAGAAGAUGCCAGGCAACAGAAAGAAAAGAGUGCUCCUGAUCAUACUUCAGCCCGUACUCCUCCCAGCACACCAGUUAAGCUAGAAGAAGAGACACUGCAGGACCAGACUUACAAAGAUGACAGUGAUGCUGCAACUUUCAAGCAAACCCUCCCAGACCUCACCCCUGAUGAGCCUUCAGAAGCACUCGGCUUGCCAACCUUCGGAAAGGAGGAGGAGGAAGGUAGGUGCAGCGAAGAUCUGACCAAAAGUCAGACUGAGUCACCUGCUACAGAAAAUCAAGAGCCCCAGUCCCAACCUGCUGAAGAGGCAACAACGCCAACAGCUGAGGAGGGGACAGCAGCUGAUCCAGGUAGUGAUGAAUCUCCAGGAAAAUCCCCAUCCAAAAAGAAAAAGAAGUUCCGCACUCCUUCCUUCCUGAAGAAGAACAAAAAGAAGAGUGACUCCUGAAGGCCCAAUGCGCUGCAGAAACACUGUUGUAUUUUAAAAUCUAAAUUCAUUAACCACUAGAAUGUACCGGAUUGUACUGAGUGUUUUGUUGUCUUAUGUAAAGGAAUGCAACAAAUAAACCAACCAACCCCUCAAGUUAUAGCUUGAUUGUUUAAGGUUAUAACAAGAAAUUAACGUGCAGAAAGGUGCUAAACCUCUGUUCUCAGCAGCAAACCACAAAUUUGAUCCUUAAUUUGUAAACCAAGUUAAAUGGCUUCCAUGUGGAAGACAUUGAACCACUGUUUUUAAUUUAAAGCCCACACUGCUUUAUGUAUGAACACAAGUAUUUUUGACCAGGCCACGUUCACAGUGCAGUAUCUGCUCACUCCAGAAUGUGCUCUUUCCAAUGUUGUAUUCACCAGUCACAAGUGGAUUCUUUUUUAAAUAUUGCGUUUUAGAGAGGGUGCUUCUUUGUUUGCAUUUUAGAGGGGGCACAUUCUUGAACUGAGCUGUAUGCUUCUGCAAUCUGUGAUUACAGAUCAUGUUAUAGUAAGGCUUUGAGACUAUCCAUACCUUAUGCCUCCUGUCUUCUCCCUGCCACCUCCAGCCCCCAAUAACAACAACAAUAAAAGCUGCCUUUAACCCAUAUUCUGUUUUGUGAUAUAGCUGGAACUUGAACUUAACCUUGUGAUGUCUAACAGGACUGAACUGGUGAUGGUGUUUCCUGCUGAUACUGUGCAUUCAGCUUUUCUAAUAAAUGCAAUAUUGUGAAAACUGUCCUCCCCAACCAAAAUCAGAGACCAUCAGAAAUCACUUGCAUAGCAGUUUGGUCUUUAGAUACAGGUUGAAAACAAUUGUAUGUUAGACUUUUGGGACACUUUUAAUUGGUGAUCUAGAGCAUGGAGAGUUUUGGAUUGGGUCUUCAGUGCGCACAUUUCAUUGUUUUGAUAAAACUUCCCUGGGUGCAGAUGCAAAUCUGUUACAUAUAAGCCACAUUUGCAGGCUGGUAUCUUCACUCCCUCCCCUAAUAAAAAUGUAAACACAUUACACUGAACACUUAACAUAUGUUUUUAUAUUAACUCUUUUUCUUUUCACUUACUGUAGCUCGUGUUUCUUGCUUUGUGUUGCCAGCAGUAGUUAAGUCAGGAACAGAAAUCCCUCCCAGAGUCCUUAGAGGUACAUUUACUACCGGUUUUCCAUAAGCAUUUAGCACGUAGCAAAGUCAGGAAAAUCACUUUCGCCUUUUAUUUGCCAUCCUCUUCUAGUUACGAUCAUGAUUCUCUUUCUUUAUUGAGCACACACAGAGAUCCACCUUCAAAUUAUCUUUUUGAAAGCCAAAACAUCUUCUUUUGUUACCAAAGUGAACUUUCCAGAAACCUUAAUGAAUUCACCCCAGCUAUAAACCGAGAUGCUCCAAAUGUGAGUGUUCAAAAUGACACAUUUCUAUUUGUAACAGCAGAAAACAUUCAAAGAUUUCUCCGUGGGGGGAAAAAAUUGGCUUACAUGCAAUGACUAUAACUAAAAUGAAGUUCAGUAAUGGAUGUAUCAUAUGAGAUUACAUAAAAUACCUGUUUUAUAGUGAGAAAAAUAGCAGACAGUGAAUCCCUUGCGAUUGGUGCAGUGUGAAAGCAUUGAGCAGUAGAACAGAUUCAGCUAUAGUGCAAAAAUAAAGCCUAUAUUAGGCCUCAGAUGCGUUGAAAACUUGGACCAAAUUCAAGUGGUAAAAGGAAAACAAAUUUACAAGAUAUGACAAUAGCACUGUUGGGUGAGGAGGAAAAGGUUUAGUGGCAGUAAUUAACACACCAGAAAUCUGACUUCUCUUUUGGAACACAUAGAGGUAGGGUGGAAUUAGAUGCAACAGCAAAUCACUGCUUAAGAGUGACACCUAAACAAUGAUGUCUAGUAAGGACUGCAUGGCGCUAAUGGCUUUGAGCUUAUAUUCUAACCUAUGUCCUCUGUAUACUAGGGAGCAUUCAGUACUUAUCUUACUUUGCUAAAUUGUGUUUUAUUGCCAGGGUCAUAAUUACGUUACUAAGCCAUUGCUACAUGUUUCAGUUAAUAAUGGAGUCCUCCCUUUUAUCUUUGACCACAUAUGCAAUGAUUUUGAUUCUAAUUUUGUAGUUUGUUCUUUCAAUUCUUUGUAUUACACUAUGAAAUCUAGCUGUGUACGGUAUGGUUACACACGGGGGGGGGGAAACAGUCAUGUAUUUUUCUUUCUUUGUUGUAUCAUUAAGUUUUACUCACAAAUAAAAUUCUUCUUUAAAAGA